UAUUCUAUUUUUACCCUUUACCCAUUCCUCUUUCCCUUUGUGAGAACACAAAGAAAUCCCACUGUUGCGUAAACUCCCCGACUAGAGAGAGAGAGGAGAGCAGAUCCAAUCGCCAUGGCGAAUAGCAAUCUACCGCGCAGAAUCAUCAAGGAAACCCAGCGUCUUCUAAGCGAACCAGCCCCAGGAAUCAGUGCGUCGCCUUCAGAAGAAAAUAUGCGGUAUUUCAAUGUAAUGAUUCUUGGGCCAACACAGUCUCCUUAUGAAGGAGGUGUUUUUAAGCUGGAGUUAUUUUUACCAGAAGAAUACCCAAUGGCUGCCCCAAAGGUACGCUUCCUAACAAAAAUUUACCACCCAAACAUUGACAAGCUUGGAAGAAUAUGCCUGGACAUUCUUAAAGACAAAUGGAGUCCUGCACUUCAGAUAAGAACUGUACUUUUGAGCAUUCAAGCACUUUUGAGUGCUCCAAAUCCUGAUGAUCCGCUCUCGGAAAAUAUUGCAAAGCAUUGGAAAUCAAAUGAGGCCGAAGCUGUUGAAACAGCUAAAGAAUGGACGCGUUUAUAUGCAAGUGGUGCAUGAAGUAGCCAUGGAAAAACUCAGGACUCCCAAGAAAUAACCUAAUUGUAUCCUAUUGACCUCAAUUGGAAUGGAAAAUUGGAAGAAUGAUCUUGCUCAAAACUCGAGAAUAUAGUACUCGUUUCCUGUUCUAAACUGCUGCUCAAAAUGUAUAAUGAAUUAUAAUAUGCUUCUGUUACAACUUACAAGUGUGAUCUGUGAGAGUUAAGAACACUCUAUCUUGUGUCUA
Molecule: messenger RNA, 802 nt
Organism: Salvia hispanica
Lineage: Eukaryota; Viridiplantae; Streptophyta; Magnoliopsida; Lamiales; Lamiaceae
Product: ubiquitin-conjugating enzyme E2 36
Source: RefSeq, a predicted model, not a curated record